GUAGGUGGAAACUCACAGACACUCGAAACCAUGUGACGUGCGUGCAGAGAGAGGGCGCACAGUGUUUGAUUCCGUCAGUCUCUGGUGGUUAUUAGGGUGUGUCCUGUUUAGGGCAGAGAGAGAGUUAGCGAAAUAAAGGUAUAUUGGACAUCGGAGUGAAGUUAACAACCAGUUCGAUCGCGGUAGGACUAGAUACACGGACUAUUCAUUCUGUACAAAGUUCACGGAGAAUGGCCUCUUCUCGAAUACUUUUCUGUUUAGUGUUGCUCGGUUGCGCUUGUGCAACAAAUCCGUCUCAAGGUAAAGGACGAGGGUUCAUCGGGGUGGUUGACCCUCAGGAUGCCGACCGUGUUACAGUGUCCAAGGCGACCGCAGACACGCUACGGAGCAGUCUGACCACGGUGUUCCUCCCCAUCGUCUACAUAGUGGUGUUUGUUGUGGGGCUCCCCACCAACGCCAUGGCCAUCUGGGUCUUCCUGUUCAGGACCAAGAAGAAGCACCCUUCCGCCAUCUACAUGGCCAACCUGGCUCUGUCCGACCUGCUCUUUGUCAUCUGGACUCCCCUGAAGAUCGCCUACCACCUCAACGGCAACGACUGGAUCUAUGGAGAGGGGUUGUGUAAAGUCCUGGUGGGCUUCUUCUACGGGAACAUGUACUGCUCCAUCCUCUUCAUCACCUGUCUGAGUGUCCAGCGCUACUGGGGUGUGGCCCAUCCUCUAUCUCAGCAGAGGAAGAACAACAAAGUGGCGGUCGCUGUCUCCGUCUCUAUCUGGGCCUUCAUCUGGCUCACCACCACCCCUCUGUACCUGUACAACCACACGGCCAAGCUCAAGGACCCCAACAUCACCACCUGCCAUGACGUCAACAUCAUCCAUGAUCUGGAGGACCCCUUCCCUGACGUAGCGCUCCCCUACUUCUACUUCGUCCUCAUGGCCGGCAUCGUGUUCCUGGUCCCCUCGCUGGUAAUCAUCACGGCCUACAUCCUCCUCCUGAGCGCUCUCGGGAACGCCAUGACAGACGGGAGCGCCGGGAAGAACCGCCGGAAAGCCGUGGUGCUGAUCGUGACCGUGCUGGUCACCUUCCUGGUGUGUUUCAUCCCCAGUAACGUCAUGCUGGUCGUCCACUACUCCCUCCUCAAAGACGGGGUGGUCAACAACGGCUACGGCUUCUACAUCACCACUCUGUGUCUGGCCAGCCUCAACUGCUGCCUGGAUCCCUUCAUCUACUACUUUGUGUCGGAGGACUUCAGGGACCAUGUGAAGAACACACUGCUGUGUAGGAGCAGCAGGACGGUGGAGAGGAUGAGGGUCUCCUUCAGCUCCAUGAAGUACUCCAGGAAGAGCAAGGCCUACGUGUCUGAGUCUGGGAACACACAGAGCAGUACCUGCUAGUAAUGGAUGACUUUGGACAGACACUGGCAGAGGGUCGUUGAAAAGACGAUUCCUCUCUUGUAUGAAUGUGGACUGUGAUGCACUGGAACUGACUGUACGCGCCUUGUAAAAAUGUAGAGACCUAAAAAAGGUCUCUCCUGUAACUGUUGUGAAAUAGAAUAAUUUACAAGAAAGGGAUCAUGAUGGUGUGUUAUUGUGUGGGACAGACUGUGCUCUCACAGGACCAGGACAUGGAGUCCAGAAGAGGAGAAAAUGGAUCUCGGCACAGUAAGCGAACCACCCAUUUAGGAACUCUAUUACUUAUCUGUCGGCAGUGUAGCCUAGUGGUUAGAGCGUUGGACUAGUAACCGGAAGGUUGCGAGUUCAAAUCCCCGAGCUGACAAGGUACAAAUCUGUCGUUCUGCCCCUGAACAGGCAUUUAACCCACUGUUCCCAGGCCGUCAUUGAAAAUAAGAAUGUGUUCUUAACUGACUUGCCUGGUUAAAUAAAGGUAAAAUUAAAAAUAACAGUGUGUCCGGAAGAGUUUUAGUAAGUUUUAAGUUAGGACUUUGGCCAACGCUGAGUCACCUUACACAGACUACUAGUGAAAAUGGCUGAAUAUAUGCAUAUAUAGCCUGGACUUGUUACUCCUUUUGUGAUUUUCAUAUGAAUGACGUUAGAGGGCAAAUGUGAAAGAUGUAAAUAUCUAGUUAGCUAUUGUCUUAAUGUGAUGAUCAAGAGGUCAAACAACGAUUCAUAUCGGACAUGUUAUUGCCUAGCACAUGGGAAACGACAUGUCUGAUGAAAUCCCCAGUUAGAGACUUUUACAUUGUGCUAAAGUGAAAUGUCAUGCAGUUAGGUGUAAAGUAUCGAGUACUGAUAAGUUACUCAUAUUUUAUAGGGGCAGCGGUGGGGUCAAACUGUCUUUAAGUCUAUAAUCUACAUGUGUUCUAUGCCUUUCAUACUGUGUAUUUGCCUCAGUGAGAUCAUAUAGGCUGUAGGCCAGACAUAUUAAUACUGUGCAUUUUUACUUUUGUGCCAUUUGUUUUAAGCCAUUCAAAGUUGUUUUUAAGUUUGUUUGUUUGUUUCUUAAAUAAACGUUUGACCUACAAUAAA
This is a messenger RNA of Oncorhynchus keta (chum salmon), 2486 nucleotides long. RefSeq names its product proteinase-activated receptor 2. Gene Ontology annotation, molecular function: thrombin-activated receptor activity. The record is from RefSeq and is a predicted model, not a curated record. Lineage: Eukaryota; Metazoa; Chordata; Actinopteri; Salmoniformes; Salmonidae. Bases 231 to 1391 code for a protein of 386 amino acids. Gene Ontology annotation, biological process: phospholipase C-activating G protein-coupled receptor signaling pathway; positive regulation of Rho protein signal transduction; thrombin-activated receptor signaling pathway. Gene Ontology annotation, cellular component: membrane. The transcript is spliced from 2 exons.